AUGGCCGUGCCGCAGGUUGCCGCUGCUGCCGAGGGAGAUGAAGCAGCGGGCGAUAAUGACGUCAACACGGCGGAUGACUCGCUCUCUUCAGACCUUGACUCCAAUUCAAUGGCUGCCACAAGGUUGUCCUUCAAGUCUUCGAGAGUGCGCGCUGCGGCGGAGGCGGCGGCGGCGGUGAACGUGGCGUUUGGGCGGCGGUUGCGCGUGUACGUAUACGAUCUGCCGCGGGAGUUUAACUACGGCAUGGUGGAGCUCUUCUCGCGCAACCGAGACAUCGCCAUUCCCGAUGGCGUCGACCCUCCCCCCUAUCCCGCACAUCAGCACAGUGGCGAGUGGUGGCUACUGCGAGACCUCCUUAAACCAGAGCAUGAGCGGCGCAACUCCCCGGCAGUGCGGGUGACGGACCCGUCAGACGCGGACGUGUUCUUCGUGCCCGUCUUCUCGUCGCUCAGCCUCGUCGUCAACCCGCUGGGGCUCGUGCGCAACUACCAGCUGCGCGCCGAUGCGUGGGACGACAAGGCCAUGCAGGAGCGCCUCAUGGACUGGCUCGAGCGCCAGGAGCCGUGGCGCAGGAGCCGCGGCCGCGACCAUGUCAUCCCCGCGCAGGACCCGAACUCGCUGUUCACAGUGCUGACGCGGCUGCGGCGGGCGAUGCUGCUGGUGUCGGACUUUGGGCGGGUGGCGGCGUGGCAGGCGAACCUGAUGAAGGACGUGGUGGUGCCGUACGUGCACCGCGUGUCCACCUACUCGCCCAAGGACGAGGACGACGACCGCCGCCGCGGCGUGCACGGCAACAGGACCACGCUGCUCUUCUUCAUGGGCAACCGAUACCGCAAGGACGGAGGGGCGGUGCGCGACGCGCUGUUCAAGUCGCUGGAGCAGGAGGCGGACAUGAUACUCAGGGAGGGCACGCCCACUGUGGAGGGCCGACGAGCCACACGGGCGGGCAUGCGCACGUCGCAGUUCUGCCUGCAUCCAGCAGGCGACACGCCGUCGGCGUGUCGCAUGUUUGACGCCAUUGUGAACCUGUGUGUGCCCGUGGUGGUCAGCGACGACAUCGAGCUGCCCUUCGAAGACGUCUUGGACUACCGCGACGACAUCGAGCUGCCCUUUGAAGACGUGCUCGACUACCGGGAGUUUGCGGUGUUUGUACCGACGGUGAAGGCGGUGAGGAAGGGGUAUCUGGGCAAGCUGCUGAGGGGUCGCAAGAUGCAGAGCCGCCUGCCAGCCAUGCAGCAGCGCCUGCGAGAGGUGCGGCACUUCUUUGAGUGGGAUGCGGAGGAUGGCACAGUGAACCAGGUGUGGCGGCGAGUAGCAGCCAAGCUGCCAGCCAUCCGCGAGAUGAUCCACAGGGAGAGGCGCAUGGUGCGAGGGGGGCUUAGCAACUGCUCCAUGGUGUGUGCAGCCCGCAGCAUCGACGUCAACACCAGCAGCACUGGCAGCGGCGGGAGUGGCGCUGGUGGCGCCGGCGGCGGUAAUGGGAAUAGCACUAGCAGCGGCAACGGUUCUGAUGCCAUGACAAGCUCUACACAGGCAGAGACUGCGGUGCCGUCUCUGUCAGCUCCUGCCACUGCUCUGCCUGCAUCAUCAACAUUGUCCUCUCUGUCUUCACCUUCAUCUGGUUAUGAUGUGGGCUCUGUAUCGGCCCCAUCGGUCUCCGCCCCCUCAAAUUCUUUUCUCUCAUCUUUCUCAAUGAAGACGCGGGUGUCCAAUCAAAGUAGUAGCAAUGGCGAAGUUGGGGACGGUGGUGGGGAUGACGGUGGGGAUGGUGGAGGGGAUGGUGCCGGGGAUGCCAGUGAAGACAGCAGUUCUGUGGAGGAGGAGUAA
Messenger RNA from Closterium sp. Naga37s-1, 1827 nucleotides. Lineage: Eukaryota; Viridiplantae; Streptophyta; Zygnematophyceae; Desmidiales; Closteriaceae. The record is from the annotation of a GenBank genome assembly.